Cimex lectularius (bed bug) is the source of this 1446-nucleotide messenger RNA. RefSeq lists its product as uncharacterized. The transcript has 3 exons. Lineage: Eukaryota; Metazoa; Arthropoda; Insecta; Hemiptera; Cimicidae. The coding region runs from base 78 to 953 and encodes 291 amino acids. The record is from RefSeq and is a predicted model, not a curated record.
UGAGUGCCUGGGCCUGAGAAGAACCGCAUUGAAGUCACCGCCUACAUGCAAACCCAUGGAAUAACCACAUAAAAAUUAUGGGUGGCACUGAGGAAAUCUACACCGUCCACGUGAAGACCCGUCCAGACCCUAGUCAAAAAUACCCGUCGGAAAGGGCUUAUUCCUCUUCGACGGCUGGAGGACUCGCAGUGAUCCAUCUCUUCCUCAGCGGCUUAGGCGUAGCUCUUUCAUGUGCCAUUUUGUCAAAUACAGGUGAUUUGGUGGGUGGAGCGACGCUGGUCACCGGCUCCCUCCUCAGCGGCAUCACUGGGAUGUUCGCUUGGAAAAGGUGGUACGUGGACCGGUACGUCAGAUGGUUUUUUGCUGCUUCUUUAGUCUCCAUAGUCGCCGCGGUGUUCACCAUCUCUCUGACAAUCUACUGUCUCGUGUGCCCGUCCCUUCAGACGGUUUAUUUUCUCAGAUUGGGCCCGAUCAGGGUCCGAGAGUCGAACGGUACCGAGCCUUCGAGGCAACCACUGGACGAAAACGAGGAUGUGCCCGUAUUGAAAGAAUUACACAUACACAUGAUCCUAACGGCGAUAAUGGAGUUUCUCGUCUCGGCCGUGUCGAUCAAGAUUGCGUGGAAAGGCGUCAAGAAUAGUUACCAGAAAAGGCCCAUCCUGCCGGUGCGGACUGAGGGCGUCGGAGGCAACGAGCCACACCGACCAGACAUACUCCCCAACCACAAAGAUACAGAGAACAAAGUCACAAACUACACAAACGUCAUGAAAGAGCUGUACAGGCUGCAGAAGUCAUCCGUCCUUGCGAAGGACGUUGUCGGCAACAAGAUCAUCAAAAAAUUCUACGUCGUUGGCCAGGGUGAAAACGGCCUCCCGCUCCCAGAGAGUCGAAAAGAGUACCAGGAGAGAAUGGAAAAAUUCCUUGCUUCGAACCACGAUGGCAAAGAAGCCUAGUCUUAUUAUUGCCAAUAAUAAAUACAUAAAUCUAUAAUAAAUUAUGGACAAGCGUGUAGCAGAAGUGGCUGACCUAAAAACCUUCUCAAUAUCGUUCAGUAUUAACUAUAAUAACGUGAUUUAUUAUUUUGAUUAUGCAUCACUGCUUUACCAUCAUAUUUCUACCAAAUGAUCAAUAAAUUGUGUUCCUAGGGAAGGAAAACAAUUUCUUAAUGCAUCGAACUGAUCUCAAACUUUACAGUGUUAAACAAAUCGUCUAAAAUGUUAACAAUUGUCCCAUACAAAAUUAAUUAAAUUUUGUGAAAGUGUAACGCUUAAUCAAAUGUACAAACAAAAUGGUCGGCAAUGAUCAAAGUGUUGACACAUUUAAUGGCGUUAUUUUUAAGAAUUUUAUAUUGUGUUUAAAUGCGAUUGUGUCAAGGUAUUGUCAGGGUAAGAAUGUUUUUUAAAUAUAAACUUUUGUUUAAAUUUGUAAGUAUGUAAAUAUUGUAAC